AUGCCUAUUGGACAAGUCAGUGAUGAAGAAGAAUGGAAGAGAAAAGAAGAAAAGGAGAGAAAGCUAGCAGACCGACGAAAAAGGCUUCGAACCUUACUUCUCAAUGAUGAAAAGAGAUAUGAGGAAGAGAGAUACCAACGAUAUCAAGAAGCAAGGGGUUGCGUCAUUCAUCACCAGUAUGUUUAUCCAGAGGUUGAUAUGUUGAAAUGCCGUUUAGAAGAUUUAAAAAGGAAAAAUCAAGAAGAAAGAAGGAAGAUGGCAGAGGUCCUCUCAUACGAAGCUUGGCGGAAAAGUAGUCCACAAGUCAGGCAGGUACUGUUGGUCAUUUUUUCAACUCGAGAAUUUUACUACGCCAGAGAAUUUGAGCAUGCGCAGAAAGUACAGGAACUACUUGACUGGUGUAUUGAUACCCAAGUUACACUGUCCAAGAGUGCUCUUUCGGAUUCGGCCUCGGAAAUCGCCAAUCUGAAAGCUACAAUUAGAGACAUGAAGUCCAAGAUGGUUAACAUCCAAGACAAAGGAAACAAAUCUGAUACACAGUUAACCCAUAUCAGGCAAGGUCCAAAAAGAAAUAGAAACUAUCGUCUUAACCCAACACUGGUGCAUUUUGAUAAUCUUUUUGGACCAGAUAACUGGUUGAGGUUUCUAGCACUUGAAGUUGAAAAUAAAAUAUCAACAGCAAUACUAGAAAACAAGUUAUUGAACAUAUGUCCAACACAAGAAAUGGAAUGCCGAUAUAUUAAAGAAAAUGAAUGGUUACUUCAGAAUGAGAGAGGUGUUUCACCAUCUUCCCACUACAGACGUGACUCUCCCCUUCACGUACAUGGACGUGUUCCAGUUCGUGAUGAUCUUCCCUCUCAUCAGAGUUAUCAGACUAGUUCUUUUUCUCCUCAGCCUGUUCGAGUUCAUUGCAAUGAUGAGAAGGCCCCGAUUAAGAGGUUGAAGGCGAACAUGGCCAUGGAUGUGAUUCGUUGCAUGGCCAUGGAACGAGAGAAGAGAGACGACAGACUACAGCUUGAAGAAAUGGCGUUAGAGAGAGAAAGGCUACGCCUCCAUGAGAUAUUUCAGAGGAGGGUAAGAAUGAAGGAGCUAAGACAAAGGAAAGAGCUCGAGUUAUUCUGGGCUCGUCAGUAUCAGCUGAAGCUCAAGAAGAAGGCUGCAGAUAUUCAGCAGGAGCUGCUGGAAGAUCAGGGCAUUGUGGAGGAUUUACUGAGAGGUCUCAAUUCAGAAUCUCAGGAUGAACAGAUGAAACAACGUAUAGCUGAAACGGAGUGGAUGAGGAAGGUCUUAGAGGAACAGCGCAGUCUUGAAACCAUGCGGGAAAAGGAGUAUGACCUUCUUUUCAGUGAAGAAGCUGAACGGCUAUGGCAUCGUCGGAAGGCAGAUUGGGAGAAAGAGCAGCACGCCCGCGACAAAUUGAUGACUGAUGUACUCAAGGGGUUGCAGUAUCAGGUACAAGAAAACUUGUCGAAGAACGAACACGAUCGCACGCUGCUCAGAGCUGAAAAGGACGAACUUGAACGUGUAAUGUUGGGGAUUCGGGAGCAAAUGCAGCAAGAAGAACAAGAUGCUGAGAAGAGAAGAAAACAAACUAGUCAAAAGUCAGAUUCCCAGGUUUCUUCAAGAGUCUUGCAUGAAAUUACCACGCUCCAGAGAGAUCGUGAAGAAGAGGAACGUAAACUUAAAGAACAUCGCGAGGAAAUUGCACGGCUAGAGCAACAAAUGCAACAGUUAUGGGGUCCACAAUAUGCACCUCCUCGUUUCGGAAGAAAGAGGUUUUUAUGGUGAGAGACUAAUGCAAAAUAUCCUUAAGGGACCACACAGCAGCUUUACUUUUAUAUUGGGUUAUAAAUAUAUAUUUAUCUGUCUGUACCUAUAAUGUGCAGUGUCCACUUCUAUGUAUUUUACUGUACGCCUUGCCAUGUAUAUUAUAAUAACAAAGUGCUGUAUUC
Macrobrachium nipponense is the source of this 1952-nucleotide messenger RNA. RefSeq names its product trichoplein keratin filament-binding protein-like. Lineage: Eukaryota; Metazoa; Arthropoda; Malacostraca; Decapoda; Palaemonidae. Bases 1 to 1788 code for a protein of 595 amino acids. The record is from RefSeq and is a predicted model, not a curated record. The transcript has 15 exons. Gene Ontology annotation, biological process: apoptotic process. Gene Ontology annotation, cellular component: keratin filament.